UGGACAUUGUAGCCAUCAUCUACUGCAACUACUUCUACUACUACAGCUGGUACUCUGACCACCACGUAGUCUAUUCUGAUUCAAUUUCAGAUCUGAGAAGAGCCAAACAGAACGAUCUACACACCUAAGAUUCAACUUCACUAGUUAAAUUUGAUUUCCCGGUUUUGACUUUCAUUCACGUUUCAGAUAUUCAUUAAUAUUCCCAAAAUACACAUACCAUAAUGUCAGUUUCUCCUCCGUUGUCGGCCAAGUCGUACAACUCAAUAGUGGACCUCAGGUUCACUGCGUCGAAGCCCCAGGGCUGGGUGGUACAGAAAUUUGGAGGCACUUCAGUGGGUAAGUUCCCGGAGAAUAUCGUGGACGAUAUUGUCCUGGUUUUCUCCAAGACCAACCGUGUCGCUGUAGUAUGUUCUGCCAGAUCGUCGCAGACAAAAAGUGAAGGUACUACUUCUCGAUUGUUGAAAGCAGCAGACAUAGCAGCCGAAAGUGGUGAUUUUCAAUAUAUGCUUGACGUCAUUGAAGAUGAUCAUGUCAAGAAUGCCGAAGCCAGAGUGAAGAACAAGACUAUUCAGCAGAAAUUGGUAGCAGACACCAAAAGAGAAAUCGCACAUGCUGCUGAGCUUCUCAGGGCAUGUCAGGUGAUUGGAGAAAUCAGUGCCAGAUCGCUUGACUCCGUCAUGUCCAUUGGAGAAAAGCUCUCAUGUCUCUUUAUGGCUGCUCUCAUGAACGACCAUGGCUUAAAGGCUGUCUAUAUCGACUUGUCUGAUGUCAUUCCAUUAGACUAUGAUUUCACCAACGGCUUUGAUGACAAUUUCUACAAAUUCUUGUCUCAGCAGUUAAGUAGCAGAGCCUUAGCUUUGAGCGAAGACACUGUUCCUGUCUUGACAGGUUAUUUCGGAACAGUCCCUGGAGGAUUGUUGAACGGAGUAGGCAGAGGCUACACAGACUUGUGUGCUGCUCUUGUUGCCGUAGGAGUACAGGCAGAUGAGUUGCAAGUAUGGAAAGAAGUGGACGGUAUCUUCACUGCUGAUCCUCGUAAGGUGCCUACAGCCAGGUUGUUGGACAGUGUCACACCUGAAGAAGCAGCCGAAUUGACAUACUACGGCUCGGAAGUCAUCCACCCCUUCACGAUGGAACAGGUAAUAAAAGCCAAGAUCCCUAUCAGAAUCAAAAACGUGGUGAAUCCAAAGGGAAGUGGUACCAUCAUCUUCCCAGAUAACGUGGGCAGAAGAGGCGAGGAAACUCCUCCACAUCCUCCUGAAGCUUACGAGACGUUAUCCAGUAGUUUCGUGCUUAGCCAUAAGAAACGUUCUGCUACAGCAAUCACUGCCAAACAGGAUAUCGUAGUCAUCAACAUACACUCUAAUAAGAAGACACUUUCCCACGGGUUUUUAGCCCACAUUUUCACAACUUUAGACAAUUUCAAGUUGGUUGUUGACUUGAUUUCAACCUCAGAAGUUCAUGUUUCUAUGGCUCUCCAGAUCCUGCAAGACCAGGAGCUCCAGUUGAAGAAUGCCUUGAAGGAUUUGAGAAGAAUGGGUACCGUUGAUAUCACAAGAAAUAUGACCAUCAUAUCGUUAGUUGGAAAGCAGAUGGUCAAUUUCAUUGGUAUUGCCGGUAAUAUGUUCAAGGUGUUGGCUGAUAACAGAAUUAAUAUCGAGAUGAUCUCACAAGGAGCAAACGAAAUCAAUAUUUCUGCUGUCAUCAACGAAAAGGAUACGAUUAGAGCUCUACAAUCGAUCCAUGCAAAGUUAUUGGAAGGUACAUUUGGCUUCGACGAUCACGUGGAGAGUGCUGUAGACCUCCGUCUUGAGUCGUUGAAGUUCCAAUAGACUUAGAAUAAUUAUAUCAUGUAUAUACACCAAAAAAAGAUAGCACUAAUUAUAG
Molecule: messenger RNA, 1887 nt
Organism: Scheffersomyces stipitis CBS 6054
Lineage: Eukaryota; Fungi; Ascomycota; Pichiomycetes; Serinales; Debaryomycetaceae
Gene: HOM3
Product: aspartate kinase
Exons: 1
Coding region: 222-1832 (536 amino acids)
Biological process (GO): amino acid biosynthetic process
Molecular function (GO): aspartate kinase activity
Source: RefSeq, a predicted model, not a curated record